This is a messenger RNA of Fusarium verticillioides 7600, 1490 nucleotides long. RefSeq lists its product as hypothetical. The coding region runs from base 134 to 1213 and encodes 359 amino acids. The record is from RefSeq and is a predicted model, not a curated record. The transcript has 2 exons. Lineage: Eukaryota; Fungi; Ascomycota; Sordariomycetes; Hypocreales; Nectriaceae.
CAUUAAACCACCCUCCUCCAUCCCAACUAUCACACCUCACGAGGAUAUUCAUCAUCAUCACCAUCUUCUUUCUUUCUUUGUUCCUUUUUAUCAAAAACAAAUUGCUUUUCCUUAUAUCGUAAAACCUUUCAACAUGUUGUCUUCCGCUGGAUCGCUGCUUAUGCGGCGCGAUAACAUGCCUAAGCCUGAUCUUGGCUAUGAGCUUCAGCAACUCCCCGACUGGUCGAGAUUCGUAUUCCUCGCCAACUUCAUCCUCUUCCUCCCUGUCUUUGUUCUCAUCAACUACACCUUCGAAAAGGUCUUCCCCGUUCUCGCCAUCGUCGAAGAUGAGAAACCUCCCGCUUACGAACCUCUCCCCGUCGAGCCUCUCGCCAACGAUGACAUGCCCAAACCCGCUUCAACUUCGUCUGUUCCCGUCGCUGGCCAGGGCCGUCCUGUUACUUCGUCUUUCCGAGCUACCUGGCGCCUGCUCCGAUCUACUGGUGGUUUCCGCGCCAUCUUCCGUGGUCUGCCCUGCUUCAUCGCCCAAGCUGUCGUCACGGCCCUCAUCAACGGCAUCACCUAUACCAUCAUUCCUUAUUCCUUUGUUCUAUCCAACUUGAUCGGUUCUCUCGUCUGCGUUCAGCUCAGCGCCGCCUGGGUUCAUAUCGUCAUUACGCCUCCUUCUCCUCUCAAGUUCUGGAGCCGUCUCCCUCCUUUCAAGACCACUUUCGCCGCCACCUGGAGGCCUACUCUCAUCUUCUGGGCUGCCUCUCAGAUCGUCAACCUUGGCACUUUCGGAGUUCUCUACCUCGUUGGCGGUGACCAGACCACUGAGAUUCCUCAGCUCCAGGGCCUUGGCAGCCUUUUUGGCAUCCUCCUCGUCGCUGUCCUUCUCCAGGUCGCUAUCCAGAUUCCCGCCUACGUUGUUCUCGUGCGAGUCCAGGCCUCUCUUCUCCCCGCUGACGCCGACACCAUCAUUCCUUUCGACCGCUCUUUCAACGGCCGUAUCGAGCCCGUUGUUGUCGGUGGCCUCGGCUAUGCUACUGUUCGCGACGCCUGGUCCAGCUUCUCCAAGUCUGCCUGGCGCCGUAUUGUCAUGCUCAGCGUCAAGAUUGUCGCUGUCACCUUUGCUGCCCUCUGCGUCAUUUUCGCCGUUAUCAUCCCUCAGAUCAUCCUCUUGGCUGCCAUGGGAACCGACGACGGUGAUGGCAACCAGGACAUCAAGAUAUAAAUGAAUGAUCUGCGCUUUCUACGUACGACUUGUCACUUGAUGAUAUCCCCUUUGGUUAACUGUCUGUUGUCCUUCGUCUACAAAGGCAUGUAAACGGUUCAGAUUGUAAAGCUUUCCGUCAAGAAUACCACUCUGUUAUAGCUCUCUUUGAUAUAAGCAAGAAAUAAAAAUAAAAUGUUUGUUUUGUUAGAAAUUCAAUCAAUUCAUUGACUCUCUUAUACUUCGUGCCUUUAGCUAUGGGGUCGUGACAAGACUCAUGUAAGCUUCCUCUACUGCU